AUGAAAUCAGUUUUCCCAGAUUUGCUCCAAGUGAUCCCUGUGAGCAUCCACGUCAAUGUCAUCCUCUUCUCCACAAUCCUGGUCGUUCUAACCAUGGUGGGAACAGCCUUCUUCAUGUACAAUGCUUUUGGCAAGCCCUUUGAAACCCUGCAUGGUCCACUAGGGUUGUAUCUUUUGAGCUUCAUUUCAGGCUCCUGUGGCUGCCUUGUCAUGAUACUAUUUGCCUCUGAAGUGAAAAUCCACCACCUCUCAGAAAAAAUUGCAAAUUAUAAAGAAGGGACUUAUGCCUACAAAACGCAAAGUGAAAAAUACACCACUUCGUUCUGGCUGACCAAAGGCCACAUCUGA
Molecule: messenger RNA, 348 nt
Organism: Leptonychotes weddellii (Weddell seal)
Lineage: Eukaryota; Metazoa; Chordata; Mammalia; Carnivora; Phocidae
Source: RefSeq, a predicted model, not a curated record